Molecule: messenger RNA, 1788 nt
Organism: Fusarium sp. VM40
Lineage: Eukaryota; Fungi; Ascomycota; Sordariomycetes; Hypocreales; Nectriaceae
Source: the annotation of a GenBank genome assembly
AUGUUCACCCAGCCAGUUGUCUCCCCGCCUGCGGGCCCUUCUCAGUCGUCUUCGACUUCGACCUCAAGACCUAGUCGUCUUAGAGGUCUCAGUUACUUGCGCAGCUACACACAAAACCAUUUACUCUCGCGCGACAACCACCAUGGUUCCGGUGCAGCAGUCAGCGGCACAGGCACAGCAAGCGCACGCAGCACGUCCCCCAAUCGACAUGGUUUUAGCCUCACGCGAUCCCUCAGCCAUUCGCCUACCAUGAGUGGACCUCCCACUGGAGCCCAGAACACCAACUCCAACCACUUGACCCUCGUCAGUUCGACACCCGAUCCCGUGAGGAAUUUGACAUCAACUCCUGCGACCACCAUAACAUCGAUACCCGCGCUACCUCCAACAUCGGUUCCUGCUUCUACUGCUGCUGCUGCCGCCGUUACAUCUUCUCCUGCAUCAUCUAUCGCGCCUAUUUCUGCCCCUGUGCCAUCUUCACAGCAUUCUGCCGACAUUAACGACCCCACUACCGUUGUGCCAGAAGCCCCUACCACCGCAGACACUCACGCCGCCGCAAACUCAAAUCAAGACCAGAACACGAUGUCGGAAUCUCAAGCAGCCACCGGCGAUGGGGGAUCGUCAACCCCUGAGACUGCCCCGUCAAUUCGAUUCUCGGCCUACUACGACCCGCGCUCUACACGCCCGUCCUUGACCUUUCCCCCCAUCUCCAGGACACUGCCUACAGGCUCUGAGAAGAUCCGUGUCGGACGUUACUCAGAGCGCGAUAGCCAUGGCAUGUCAAAUAUGCCUGGAAACCAACCAUCGGCGGCACCGGUGGGUUUCAAGAGCAAGGUCGUGAGUCGUCGCCAUUGUGAGUUUUGGUAUGAGGAUGGAAAAUGGUACAUCAAGGACGUCAAAAGCUCUUCAGGCACGUUUUUGAACCACAUUCGUCUGAGUCCUCCUUCACAAGAAAGCAAGGCAUUCCCUAUCAACGAUGGAGAUAUUGUGCAGCUUGGAAUCGAUUUUAAGGGAGGAGAGGAAAUGAUCUUUCGAUGUGUAAAGAUGCGCCUCGAGUUGAACCGUGGAUGGCAAAACAAGCUCAACACUUACAACAUGGCCGCACACAAAAGGUUGCAGACAAUGGCGUCCAGUGGGGCAGCUGGUGCCAACUCUCAAGAUUGUUCUAUUUGUCUGAGCUCUAUUGCUCCCUGCCAAUCAUUAUUUGUGGCGCCCUGCUCACAUACAUGGCAUUUCAAGUGUGUCAGGUCACUACUCACCUCUCCCCAAUAUCCUAUCUUUAUCUGUCCCAACUGUCGUGCUGGUGCCGACUUGGAAGCCGAUGUGGAUGAACUCGCCGAAGAGUGGCAGCAGCUUAAAGACCAGGCCGAAGCGGAAGCGUCAACCCCAGCUCAGGUUGAUACCGAACCGGAAACCGAAAUAGCGCCCCCAGCCCCCGACUCUGGAGCCUCAACACCCGAGCGGUCAAACACGGUGGAUGACCACAUGGACGUAACUGUCAACAUCACGCCCGAAACGCCUCGACGAAACGAAGUCAGCCAUGCUAUCUCCGAACCUUUGCCUAUCAGAAAUGCUGUCUCAGGUGCCCGAAGAUCGAGUCAGCUCGGAGAUAGCCGAACGCCAUCGCCUCCAGGCGGCAAUGAGGGCCCUAUCACCCCCCGUAAUAAUGUUGGGCCUUGGGUGUUCGAUGGCAGCGCCGGCCGUACAGUGAGCGCCACAGAAGGCGAAAUGACAAGUAUAGAUGCAGCAGCACAACCGGAUGCGAGCGAAGCCAACACCACAUCUCGAUAA